AUGAAUCCUGCAGAUAUUGCUCGAAUCGUUGUCGGCAUCCUAGGAAACAUCAUCUCGGGCUUCAUGUUCUUAUCUCCCCUGCCAACAUUUUUGGACAUAUGGAGGAAAGGAACGGUGGAGCAGUACUCGGCGAUGCCGUAUUUAGCGACACUGGUGAACUGUAUGGUGUGGACGCUGUACGGUUUGCCGAUGGUGCACCCGAAUAGCCUCUUGGUUGUGACCAUAAACGGGGCGGGUUGUGUGGUGGAGCUGAUCUACGUCAUCAUCUUCCUCAUAUACUCUCGACGCACCAAGAGGCUCAAAGUCUUUCUUUUGCUUCUUGUUGAGAUCCUUUUCAUCUCUUCUCUUACUGUUCUCUCCUUAACGCUUCUUCACACCGUCAAGAAACGCUCCGCCGUCGUCGGAACCAUUUGUGCCCUCUUCAACCUUAUGAUGUAUGCUUCUCCUUUGACCGUCAUGAAAAUGGUGAUCACUACCAAAAGCGUGGAGUACAUGCCUUUCUUUGUGUCUCUUGGCACCUUUGGCAAUGGCGUCGCUUGGACUACCUAUGCUCUCAUCCGUUUUGACCCUUUCAUUGCUAUACCGAAUGGGAUAGGAUUAUUGCUAUCGGUGGCUCAGUUGAUCCUCUAUGCCACUUAUUACAAAUCCACGAAGCGGCAGAUUGCAGAACGGAAGUUGGCCGCCAAGGGGCAAGUGGAGCCCACGCUUUCCGAGGUGGUCGUCCUUGCCAAUCCUACCCUUCCCAACCGCAGAAAGAUAAGUGCUGUGUCUCACUAA
Messenger RNA from Neltuma alba, 777 nucleotides. Its product is annotated as bidirectional sugar transporter SWEET4-like. Gene Ontology annotation, cellular component: membrane. Lineage: Eukaryota; Viridiplantae; Streptophyta; Magnoliopsida; Fabales; Fabaceae. The coding region runs from base 1 to 777 and encodes 258 amino acids. The transcript has 6 exons. Gene Ontology annotation, biological process: carbohydrate transport. Gene Ontology annotation, molecular function: sugar transmembrane transporter activity. The record is from RefSeq and is a predicted model, not a curated record.